Messenger RNA from Austrofundulus limnaeus, 1736 nucleotides. RefSeq names its product ribosomal RNA processing protein 1 homolog B. NCBI's taxonomy places the organism in Eukaryota, Metazoa, Chordata, Actinopteri, Cyprinodontiformes, Rivulidae. The record is from RefSeq and is a predicted model, not a curated record.
CAGAACCUGUUCUGCUUCAGAACUCCUCCUCAGAAACCUCUGAAGACMCAGUGGGAACUCAGCUCCUCGAGGCAACAAAGGAUCCUGAAGUCACAGGAGGAGGCCAGCCAGAGUCUCAGCCCUCCAGUGGGAAGAAUCAAUCUAAAAAGAAAAAGAGAAAAAGAAACCUGCAUGAUUCUACAGCUGGUGUCACAGAGCUGGAGGAGAAGAAGCAGAUAUCUGCUUCAGCUGAGGUGUCCUCUGAAGCAGAGGCGUCAACACAAGUGAAGAACAAAAAGGACCUGAAAACCAAGGAUGACACACAGAUCUUAUUAGUCAGAUGUGAGACAAAGGCUUCACCUGAGGUUUGUGUUAAAAGCCCUAAAAACAAGAGUCAAAAGGCUGAUGUGGAUCCUGGUUCAGUGAAUGGUACGAGUAGAUCAGAGGUCACAUCAGAAAACUGCACAGGUUCAGCUGAAAACCGUCCAAACCCUGGGCUUGAUGUAACACUUUGCAACGCUCUGUCAACCAAGAAGCUCAAAAAGAAGGGACCCAAAGCUGAGAAGGUUGGAGCGAAUGCUACAGUGCAACUUACAAAGAUGAAAAAGAAGGAGAAGAGAAAACAGGAAGUGAAACCUGCCCCACAGGUGGAGAGGGGUCCGAUGCUUGAUGACUCACCUGCUGCAGAAGAUUGUGCUGCGACACCACUGAAGAAGAAAAAGAAACAGAAAAGUUCUGCAUCUGCAGAGGAAGAGAAAACACAAAUAACUCAGAUGGAUGUUCAAACAAGACCACUAACAAAAAAGAAGAAGAAAAAGAUGGUGAAGCAUAAUCCAGAUGCCAGCCAGCUGCAGGUGGAUGGUGCACACACACAACCUCCAUCCCUGGAUGAUGACUCCGUCGUGUCGACUGGGAAAGCAGCGAAGAAGAAGAAGAUCCCCAUUGAGUUUGAGUAUGAAGCAGAUGAAGUGGAGGUGAUGAUACCAGUCAGCCGGGUUACUAAAGCUAAAACCAAACGAGGCAGUAAUGUCAGCCAGCCAUCCACUCCUUCAAAUCUAGAAAAUUCACUAAAGAAGAAGAGGAGUAUCAAAGAAUCUGAAUCYGACUUUAUCACCUUUCAGACUGAAUCUCCAGUCCCAACGCCUCUGUUCUGUAAGACCAACAGGAGCCCCAGUACCCCAAUGUCCACCAAGAAGAAAAUACUUACUUCCAUGUCAGACUCAAAGAAGGUGACUUUUGGACUCAAGAAUAACAAAACAGCUGAGUUUAAGAAGACCGACCGCAGUUUACUGCUGAGUCCAGAUGGGUCGUCACGAGUGCCUUUUGACCCACAGCAGAAGCCAAAGUUUGGGGUCCUAAAGUCUUCACCCACCCCCCGCAAGAAGACCUUCUCCAGUACACCAACAAAGAAAGUUCAAAAAAGACCCAAGGCAGCAGACUUUUUCUAAUUUGUUUUGACAAACUGUAAUUACAUUAAUGUGAUUUUUGAACUAAAGAAAUAUUUUAAGUUUUAUCUGAUAUCACUUGCUUUGUUUUGGCUAUACAAACAUUUAAGAAAGUGAUCCAGUUUAGCUUUCCUGGCUUUUUAUGUUAAAGAAUAUGUUUGUUUAAAAAUAGAAAUGGAUAACCUAGACUGUUUGGGAGUCUUUAUAUGAGGAAUACCUGCCACUAAUAAUAAAACAGUUGGUUGACAGCCUAAAAAGAAACAUCACAUUUAUCUUUUCUACUCUUCUUAAUAAAAGACUGAAAAAUUGAAA